Molecule: messenger RNA, 3579 nt
Organism: Colossoma macropomum (tambaqui)
Lineage: Eukaryota; Metazoa; Chordata; Actinopteri; Characiformes; Serrasalmidae
Product: NCK-interacting protein with SH3 domain-like
Exons: 13
Coding region: 518-2752 (744 amino acids)
Biological process (GO): endocytosis
Molecular function (GO): protein binding; Arp2/3 complex binding
Source: RefSeq, a predicted model, not a curated record
GGGUGUAGAUGCUACAAAACAUUAGAUUUGUAGGCUAUGUGUGCUACAAUGUGUUGUUUAUUUAAUGAUUUGAUCAAGUAGAGUAAUAUAAGGUAAUAUGUGUGUAAAUGUGUGUGUGCAUGGAUGUAUUUUGUGUUUGAUUUUAGUUCAACUAUGACAGCAUUAUCAUCCAUUUAAAGCUACAAAAAAGUUCGAUUCAGUUUAGACUCUGUGAAUCGGUUCGACCGGCUUAUUGAAAAGUUUUGAUUCAAAAGAACCGACUCCAGGACUCGAACAGCGCUGUGUUUACGGGCUUUCGAGAAGUUGCUCACCGUCCAGCGUUUUCUGCGGACUCGGGCGGUUCGGCUGUGAAAUGCGGGCCGGUUUCGGCUUUUAGUUGAGCUGCAGAGCGUGAAGGAGAAGGCCGAGCGCGUGUGUGAGGUUUGUGAAGGGAAUGAACAUUAGCAGAGAGCAGUGACAGAGUGACAGAGAGUGAGAUUAAGAGUGAUAUAGAGAGUAAUAGAGCUGAAGCAGAGCCAUGUACCGCUCCCUGUACGCCUUCAAAUCCGCAGAGGCGAACUCUCUGCGCUUCUCCGCCGGGGAGAGCUUCCUGAUCCUGGAGCGCAGUAACCAGCACUGGUGGCUCGGGUCCCGCUGCAGCUCCGGAGAGACCGGCUACAUCCCCGCAUCCUACAUCGAGAAGAUCCAGGCUCCAGAGCAGGAUGAGGUCCUGCAGUCCAUUGAUAGAGCCAUUGAGGGGAUCCAUAACAUGGCGAUGAAAAAUGGAGGGAAAUAUAACCUGGAGCAGAGAGAAGUGCUGCAGAAGUUGAUCCACCACAGGAAGGAAACUCUCUCCCGCCGGAGUCCGACUCCGUCCAAUCACAAACAAGGAAUUCCUUCCUCCAGCAGCGAGCUCUCGCUAAGCCACACCCCCCAGCCGCCCAACGGCCUGAGCCGGGCCUUCAGCUGCCAGGGUAGCGAGCCGAUCGCCGAUAGCACUGAGAAUGUGCCAGGACUGUAUCAGGUUCCCCCACAGCCUCGCAGAGCCGCUCCCAUAACCCCCCCUCCUCCAGAGAAACGCAGAGAGACCCGACGCCCAGAACCUGAUGUGCCAGUCAGAGUGAGCCCCUCUGGCCCCGCCCACAGCCCUGAUCAGCCUGCCGCUGUUGCACCUUCGCCCUCCCUAAGCUCCGCCUCAUCACAGUCUGGCUCCACCCACUCUGUCAUUUCCUCCGAUGUCAGUCUUCCCAGUGCGGGCAGCACUCCGCCUCCUGUGCCAAGCCGCGCUAAAGCCCCGCCUCCUCCUCCACCUGACCCCUCCCCAUCCCUCCUUGCCCAGCCGGCGCCCUCUAAAAAAGGCCCCGCCCCUCAACCCCAGCCUCAGCCAAUCACGUCACAGCCAGUCAUGCCAGAGCCGGCCCCAGAAGACCAAUCAGAGGCCGAGUGGCCCUCGGCCCCGCCCCCUAUUUCUGUCAGCCCCACCGACAGCCCCACCCACAGUUCAGCAUCCAUUUCCAUGACGACAGGGGCAGAGCUGAUCGAGCUGGUGAGGAAGAACACGGGCCUUAGUUACGAGAUGUCGCGCGUUGCUGUGGGUGUGGUCGUCGGGCAUCUACAGACCACCAUCCCUAACGCGGCGGCUGACCUGGAGCAAGUCCUGCUGUCAUUGGUCGAGAGCAAGGACCUGAGCGCGGCGCUGCCACGGGGACAGGUGUGUCACGAUGAGCAGCGGCUGGAGGUGAUUUUUGGUGAUUUGGCUCGUCACCGUGACGACUCACAGCAGCGCAGCUGGGCUCUGUAUGAGGAUCAUGCACUCAUAUCCUGCUACCUGGAGGAACUGCUGCAGAUACUGACGGACGCUGACCCUGAGGUGUGUAAGAGGAUGUGCAGAGCCAAUCAGUCAGAACCUGUACUGUCUCUGGUUUCAUACUACCAGAUGGAGCACAGGGUGUCUCUGCGUCUGCUGCUGCUGAAGGUGUUUGGAGCGAUGUGCGGUCUGGACGCCUCCCUCAUCUCCACGCUGCUCAACUCCAUCCUGCCGAUGGAGCUGGCCAGAGACCUGCAGACCGACACGCAGGAGCAUCAGAAGAUGUGUUACACAGCCCUGGUUCUGGCCAUGAUCUUCUGUAUGGGGGAGCAGGUGCCCUACCGCCAUUACGAUCAUUUGAACUCCAGUUUUAUCCAGUUCCUGCUGGACGUUAUUGAGGAUGGUCUUCCCUCAGACCCCACAGAACAGCUCCCUGACCUCUUCAUCAACCUGCUACUGGCCUUCAACUUGCACCUCACAGUGCCGGACAGUAACACGGUGAUGCAGACCCUGAUAAAGAGACACAAUGUGAAGACGCUGACUGAGAAGAUCCUGCUGCUGCUCAACAGAGGAGAGGACCCUGUGUGCAUUUUUAAACACGCCCCCCCUGCUCCACACUCCGUACUAAAGUUCCUGCAGGACGUGUUUGCCAGCCGUGACUCUGCGGACAUUUUCUAUCACACUGAUAUGAUGGUGAUGAUCGACAUUGCUGUACGACAGAUAUCGGAUCUGUCUCCAGGAGAUAAGCUGAGGAUGGAGUAUCUCUCACUGAUGCACGCUAUCAUGCGUUCCACCGACUACAUGCAGCACCAGCACCGUCUGCCCGACCUGCAGGCCGCACUGCAGAGGAUUCUGGGAGAGGAGGAUGACCCCGGAGAGGACGAAAGCUCGGCCACGGCCCGGCAGAUGGACAAACUCAUAGUUCAGCAGAUUUAUAAAGAGUUCCCUCAGAUCAGCAGGAACUGAGCGGUUUGGUCCCAAACGGCUGGUGGAGCACGCUCCAGCGAGUGCCCUUAGAAAGAGGGAACAAGGGCACACUGCACAGAGCCCUUAACAUAGACUGAAAAAAAAGCAGUGAGCACCAGACGUUUCAGGAGAUCGUCGCUGUCCAGAGAAAACAAGUAUCUCCAAAAUAGCAAAAACCUGCUUCGCUUUUAAUGUAAGUUAAUGUAAAAAGAUAAUAUUCGAAUAUAUUUCGGAGCGUUUCUAUUGGUCCGUUCAUCAUUAAAUAUGCAUAGCUGCUGUGUUCAGAUGAUGUAGAACAAUGAAAAUCGAAAAAAAUGAACAAUGUUUUUUUUUGGACAGCGACGAAGUUUUAUGUUCGUAGUUCUGCAUGGUACUCUACGAAACGUUCCUAAAGCGUAAAUGUAAAAAAUGUAGUAACUACUUUUACGCUCUGUUCCAGUUGUAUAGUAAACACUAAUAAUAAUGAGGAUAAUAAUAAAUAUCAAUUAGUUAUUAUAGUCUUGUGUAAAAUUUGUGCGUUCCCAAACAAAUUACAUAUUUUCUUCAGUUUCUAAGUAAAAAUAAGUGAACCUCUACAGGGAACUUGGAAUUUUUCUGCAAAUUUUAGUGCAUGCUUUCUACUUAUGAGUUCAACAUAUUGGGGGAAAAAAAUUAACUGUAAUUGUGUAUCAAAACGUGCAGACGUGUGUCUCCAUAGAGGAUGUGUUCAUUUAUUUAUACUUAGAAAAUCAACAACUACAUGGAAUUUGACCAGAGGCACACAAACUUGCAUACAACUGCAAACCUCGUAUCUCAAAAUGGUAAUUUUACAGGAGAAGGAAAAAUCA